This is a messenger RNA of Setaria italica (foxtail millet), 2558 nucleotides long. Its product is annotated as AP2-like ethylene-responsive transcription factor ANT. Gene Ontology annotation, molecular function: DNA binding; DNA-binding transcription factor activity. The transcript is spliced from 8 exons. The record is from RefSeq and is a predicted model, not a curated record. Gene Ontology annotation, biological process: regulation of DNA-templated transcription. Bases 241 to 2190 code for a protein of 649 amino acids. Lineage: Eukaryota; Viridiplantae; Streptophyta; Magnoliopsida; Poales; Poaceae.
UAUUUACAUGCCUACAGAUGCAUUAGGAGUGGUACUUAUCCACCAAUUUGCUUCGGCCCCCCUCAUUCCUUUUGCUCGGUUCCACGACCCGGGUCUCUCUCAUCAGUUCACAUGAGCGUGGUGGUAGCGUUGGGCUAGUGACUAGUGUUAGCGAUACGAGUGAAGCAAAGCGCAGGCGCAGCGCAGCACAAAGGAAAGGAGAGGGCUCGAGAGCAACGAGGGCUUGCGUUUGCAUGGUCGAUGGGAGAAAUGGCCAGUGGUGGCAGCAACUGGCUCGGCUUCUCCCUCUCACCGCACACGGCCUUGGAGGUGCCCUCCGCUUCUGAGCCCGCUCCUGCUCAUCAAGCUCCACCUCCUUCCAGUACCACGAUCUCCUCUUCCAGUAACAACGCCGCUGCCACUUCCAACUUCCUCUUCUCGUCCAUGGCCACGCCCUAUCCGGGCUACUACUGUGUGGGCGGCGCGUAUGGCGAUGGCACCAGUUCUGCCGGCGUCUACUACUCCCACUUGCCUGCCCUGCCCAUCAGGUCCGACGGCUCCCUCUGCAACAUGGAAGGUCACUAUACUGCCCUUCUCCUCCCUCCCUCUCUUUACAUCGUAUUAUCUGUAUCUCUAACAUUUUGGUCUUCUUGGCAUGGAGUAGGCACGAUGCCAUCGUCCCCGCCGAAGCUGGAGGACUUCUUGGGUGGUGGCAAUGGCGGUGGCCAAGAAACGGCCACAUACUACAGCCACCAGCAGGGCCAAGAAGAGGUGGCAAGCAGGGAUUACCACCAGUACCAGCACCACCAGCUCGUCCCCUACACCUUCCAGCCGCUGACAGAAGCCGAGAUGCUGCAAGAAGAGUCGGCGCCAAUGGACGAGGCCAUGGCCGCGGCCAAGAACUACCUCCUGACGAGCUACGGCGCUUGCUACAGCAACGGGGAGAUGCACCCGCUGAGCCUGUCGAUGAUGAGCCCCGGGUCCCAGUCCAGCAGCUGCGUCAGCGCGGCUCCGCAGCAGCAGCAGAUGGUCGCUGUAGCCGCUGCUGCUUCUGCGGCCGCUGCCCAGGGGCACAGUAAUGGCGGUGGUGAGCAGUGCGUGGGGAGGAAGAGGGGCACCGGCAAGGGAGGCACCAAGCAGCCGGUGCACCGCAAGUCCAUCGACACGUUUGGGCAGAGGACCUCCCGGUACAGGGGUGUCACCAGGCACAGGUGGACUGGGAGGUAUGAAGCCCACCUCUGGGACAACAGCUGCAGAAAGGAUGGGCAGACCAGGAAAGGAAGGCAAGUAUAUCUAGGUGGUUAUGACACUGAAGACAAGGCUGCAAGGGCCUAUGAUCUUGCUGCUCUGAAAUACUGGGGUCCAGCUACUCAUAUCAAUUUCCCCGUAGAAAACUAUCAAGGUGAGCUUGAGGAGAUGAAAAACAUGACAAGGCAAGAAUUUGUUGCGCACUUGAGAAGGAGAAGCAGUGGGUUUUCUAGAGGUGCCUCCAUCUACCGAGGGGUGACAAGGCAUCACCAGCAAGGAAGAUGGCAGUCUCGGAUUGGCAGGGUUGCUGGGAACAAGGAUCUAUACCUUGGCACUUUCACGACUCAAGAAGAAGCAGCCGAGGCUUAUGACAUAGCUGCCAUCAAGUUCCGCGGCUUGAACGCGGUGACGAACUUCGACAUAACCAGAUACGAUGUCGACAAGAUCUUGGAGAGCAGCACGCUGCUGCCUGUGGAGGAAGCACGCAAGGUCAAGGUGAUCGAGGCGGCGAACGGCGUUCCUGUGAUACAACUUGGUGGCAGGGAGCUCAACCCUACCGAGGAACCAAGCGCCAACUGCAGGAUGGUGCUCCAUGGAUCUUCCCAGGAAGCUGUGCAUUGCCCAGAAGCAGUUGAUCACCAGAAGGGCAUGAUGAGUGACUCUAACUCCUCACUGCAUGGCAUCGUUGGGCUUGACGUCGAGUGUGUAGCCCAUGAUCACCACCUUGACGUUCAAGGCAAGUCUGGUGGCGUCAACUUCUCCAACUCCUCAUCACUGGUGACAAGCCUAGGCAACUCCAGGGAGGGUAGCCCCGAGAGGCUGGGCCUGGCCAUGCUAUACGGCAAGCAGCAGCAGAAUGCCGUGAGCCUGGCCUCCAUGAGCCCCUGGAUGCCUAUGCCAGCGCCGACAGCGCAGCACGUCGUUUCCCACCUCCCUUUCUUCGCCGCCUGGGCUGAUGCCUAGCUGAUCCAGAUGGAGCUCAGUAGUAACUGCCCAAUCUUGCUCGCCAUUGCUGGUUUUUGUAAACUGAAGCAGGAUUGGCAGCACCAAGUUAGUUAAAUUAGCUGCAGUAGCAAGGUUGGUUAGUUGCCAUGUUGAUUGGUGUAGUGCUAUGCAGUAGAAGAUCGGCCUUAAUUAGUCUACAGCUGAUGCACAAUCUCAGUAGUGGUGGUAGGCUGCUGGUAGCGUUCUUUUGAGCCUUUCUUUUGGGGAAAAUUGGUUGGAAUGUAGUAUGGCUCACUUUUGAACGUUACAUGAAACAACAAGGCUGUUGCAACUUGGACGGAAAAGGAAAAGGGUUCGUGAAAUGAGAUGGCUCGUCUUUGCUGGUA